AUGAAGCACAUUUCACUUAUUACACUCACUCUUCAAAACUCACUUCUCAUCCUCAUCAUGCACUAUUCCCGAGUCAUGCCGGCGGUCAAUGGACAACGAUAUCAUACUUCAACUGCGGUUUUCUUCAACGAGGUCCUCAAGCUCGCCUUCAGUCUGUCCAUGGCCCUGUACGAGAUCGCGAGCAAUCCGAAAUCACCAGAGACGUCCACAGUAGCAGGAAUGUUUGGCGAACUGGGAAGAGCAGUGUUCACUGGCGAUAGUUGGAAGCUGGCGAUACCAGCAAUGCUCUACACUCUGCAGAACACUUUGCAAUACGUAGGAGUGAGCAACCUCGAUGCUGCAACGUUUCAAGUGACCUACCAGCUCAGGAUCCUCACAACGGCGUUGUUCAGCGUCGUUCUCCUUGGACGAUCGUUGAGUUUGCGGAAAUGGCUAAGUCUUCUUCUGUUGAUGGUUGGAGUUGCGAUUGUUCAGAUACCAGGAUCGCAUUCGUCGAACGAAGUUCUAUCGAUUCACGAUCUGAAGGAUAGUGGCUCGUUCAGUGCGCCUAGAGCAAUUUGGGAGUUGAAAGCAUUGGGUAACGCUGCUGCUGGACAACUGGAGAAGAGGUCAGCAACAUAUGAAGGCAUCGACGAGGACUUUGCGGCAGCGACGCCACAGCUGGAUGCUUCGAUCGGUCUGAUAGCUGUCGCCAUUGCCUGUAUGAUUUCGGGACUUGCUGGGGUCUACUUUGAGAAAAUUCUGAAGGAUUCAAGAGCCGAUGCGCAGCGAUCAACGGUAUGGGUGCGCAACGUGCAGUUGUCUUUCUACUCCAUCUGGCCAGCAUUGUUCAUUGGUGUGCUUUUCAAAGAUGGUGAGCAUAUCGCGAAGACUGGCUUCUUUGCAGGUUACAACUCGAUUGUGUGGCUGGCCAUCACAUUCCAGGCCAUGGGCGGAGUCAUCGUUGCUCUGGUUGUCAACUAUGCGGACAACAUUGCGAAGAACUUUGCGACAUCCAUCUCUAUCCUGAUCAGCUUUCUGGCCAGUGUGAUCUUCUUUGAGUUUCAGAUCACUAGUGCGUACCUCGCAGGCACUGCAGUUGUCCUUGCAGCCACGUACAUAUACAACAGUGAGCCUGAAUCGAAAGCAAGACCUCCUCCCAUUAGCGUGUCGGAUUACGAAAAGAACAGCGGACCAUCAUACUUCGAUCUCGAAGCCGUGGCUACGGCAGGCAGAUCACCUAUGCGCUCGGAUGCGCGCACUACCAGCAGGCCUGGUACUCCAACAUGGGAGCGCAUGCGCGUCCGCACUCCGGGAUUGACGCCAAUGAGACGAGAAGUGUAA
Molecule: messenger RNA, 1323 nt
Organism: Recurvomyces mirabilis
Lineage: Eukaryota; Fungi; Ascomycota; Dothideomycetes; Mycosphaerellales; Teratosphaeriaceae
Gene: gms1
Product: UDP-galactose transporter Gms1
Exons: 3
Coding region: 1-1323 (440 amino acids)
Biological process (GO): pyrimidine nucleotide-sugar transmembrane transport
Cellular component (GO): Golgi membrane
Molecular function (GO): UDP-galactose transmembrane transporter activity
Source: RefSeq, a predicted model, not a curated record